AUGCUUAACUUCGAGAGUUUCCAUCUCGGUCAGGUCUUCAAUUCGCGGUAUCAGGUUGUUACCAAGCUUGGUUUCGGAGCUACCUCGACGAUUUGGCUAUGUCGUGAUCUAAAAGAAAACCGCUAUCUAACCCUAAAACUUCACGUCCGAACAAACCACCCAAUCCGCGAAUUGCAAAUCACAAAGCACCUGAAGGGAAUUGGGCAAAGACACUGCGGCGAGAAGUAUACACGCUUUGCUCUGGACUCGUUCCAAGUUGAAGGGCUGCAUGGAGUACACCACUGUCUUGUUUAUGAGCCUGCUGGGAUGGAUAUGACCGAGUUGCUGGAUGUCUUUGAAGGAGCCCUACCUGUGGCUGUCCACAGGACUGCUGUCCGGAAUGUUCUUGUUGCGUUGGAUCAUCUUCAUAAGUCCGGUGUUGUUCACACUGACGUCCAACCAAACAACAUCCUCCUAGGCCUCGACGACGACAACGAACCUAUCCUCGACGAACUUGCAACCGCAGAAGCCACCAACCCAACACCCUGCAAACCACUCCACAACCGCACAAUCUACACUUCCCGCCCUAUGCCUAUAACAACCGGCGAGCCCGUCGUCUGUGAUCUCGGCGAGGCACGACUAAUCCAAAACAGCCAGAAACAAAACGACCUCAUUAUGCCAACUGCUUACAGGGCACCGGAGGUAUUGUUGGAUAUGGAUUGGGAUGAGAGGGUUGAUAUAUGGGCGGUGGGGCAGACGGCAUGGAGUUUGCUCGAGAAAGGACAUCUAUUCCCAAAUCGACCCCUCGAAACAGACCUCGACCACGCUCAUCGCUUCGCGGAGAUAAUCUCCCUCCUUGGUCCACCGCCACUCGAAUUCCUCCGCCGGAGUGAUGAGAGUCUCAAGUACUGGGAUGAACACGGAAACUGGCGAGGUGCUGUCCCGGUACCCGAAAGAUCACUUGAAGAUCGAGAGUGUCAGCUCGAAGGGGAGGAUAAGAUGGUUUUUCUGAGGUUUAUACGGAAGGCCAUGUGCUGGGUGCCUGAGGAGAGGGCUGAUGCUUGGGAGCUUUUGCACAAUGAAUGGGUUAGGGGUUACUAUUAG
This is a messenger RNA of Aspergillus glaucus CBS 516.65, 1083 nucleotides long. RefSeq lists its product as uncharacterized. Gene Ontology annotation, biological process: protein phosphorylation; regulation of mRNA processing; spliceosomal complex assembly. The transcript has 6 exons. The coding region runs from base 1 to 1083 and encodes 360 amino acids. The record is from RefSeq and is a predicted model, not a curated record. Lineage: Eukaryota; Fungi; Ascomycota; Eurotiomycetes; Eurotiales; Aspergillaceae. Gene Ontology annotation, molecular function: protein kinase activity; ATP binding.